Molecule: messenger RNA, 1478 nt
Organism: Poecilia latipinna (sailfin molly)
Lineage: Eukaryota; Metazoa; Chordata; Actinopteri; Cyprinodontiformes; Poeciliidae
Product: tetraspanin-8-like
Exons: 9
Coding region: 92-901 (269 amino acids)
Cellular component (GO): plasma membrane
Source: RefSeq, a predicted model, not a curated record
GCUUUUGUCAUCGCUGUGACUUGGUCGCGGUUCUCCAGAACUCGAAGUUCGCAGUUAAAGAAAGUUCUUUUUGUUUUUCGGUGCUGCAGGCAUGGCCCAGAUAAACAGCUGCCUCAAGCGGACCUUCAUCGGGUUCAACUUGUUCUUCGCGCUUGUCGGAGCAAUCAUCCUCUGCCUCACUGUUUUUGCCCAAAUCGUCACCAACGGUGAAGAUGACGACAUUGAGAACCGGACCUACGGGCUCAUCUGCCUGUACAUCAUGGGAGCCGUCACCAUGCUGCUCGGCCUGCUGGGAGCCUACGGCGCGUACAAGGAGCACAAGAUCUCUCUGAUUGUGUUCCUGGUCUGCAUGGUCAUCGGGUCUUUGGUGAUGAUCCGAUCAGGAAUCCCUACCGCCGUUCUUCGUCCUCAGGUGGAGGGAUUCCUGGAGGAAAAGUUCAGUGAACUUCUGCCUCUCAACAUGGCGACGAUCUCACAGAAGCACUUUGUCAACAGCAUGCAGACUAAUUUGCACUGCUGUGGCCUGUUUAGCUACACAGACUGGAAUGAAGACAUCCCAUCCUCCUGCGAUUGCCCCUCUGACUUGGAUGAGGAAUCUGAUACAUGCAAGCAGGUCCCUGGCAUGAACCGCUACCCUUUUCUGAAGCAAAGCAGGUCCAUCUACAGUAAGCCAUGUUUCCCCAUCCUGAUGCAUUACGUCCUGUUGGUGGCCGACAUCUCACUGGGGGUCGUCUUCACUCUGGCUGCUCUGGCUGUUCUGGGCAUGAUUCUGUCCUCCAUCAUGAUCCACCAGCUGCGUCAUCCCAACAAAACCCCCGUCGUCUACAAAGUUCCCACCAUCUUCAUUCCAGGACCACCAAAGUACCAGGAGCUGCAAAACGAUCUCCCACCUCCCUACUAAAGGAGCGCUGCCACCUUUCUGUUAUGCUUCAGGAUGUUUUUCUUCUUCUUCUGCCGUUUCUCUGACUGCUUCCAAAGUGCCUUUCAUUCCUCCAACAAGGGAGAAACUCUCCAGAGAUUACUCUGCACCAGCUUUGCCAGUUUUAUUUUUAAACCAUAUUUUACAGUUUUUUUAUGUUUGGUUUUAAUCGUCUGAGAGAGUUUUAAGAAAAAUAAGAUAUUUACUUUCAUCUGUUUCUAAAUCAUCAUACAAAAAAAAUAUUUUAACAAGCUUGGUUUACUGUUGAAUAAUAAAAGUCGGGAAAAAGCCAUAAGACAUUUUCAUCUCAUAGAAGAGUUCUAACCCUAUUUAGGUUUUAUAUAUUAAACCUCUAGAUAUGCAGAUUUGUGUUUGUUUAACCAAAAGCAACUUCCUUGCACACUUAAUACUCCUAAAGGAGCUGAUAAAAAUUGAUUUUUAAUAACAAGGCUUAAAAAGUGACAAUGAAUGUUUACAAACAGAAGGCUAGUUUAUUUCUGCUUGCUAAUCUGUUACUGAUUUCAUUUGGAUUUAAAGGGAAAUAAAACUAUAAAAUAAA